CGCGGGGGCGAGGGGGCGGCGCGCUGGGAUCCGCCGGGGCCCGCCCGCCGUCCCGCCGUGGGAUCCGCCCGCCGCUUCCCAUCGUGUCCCGCUGCUUGCCGCCGUGUCCCGCCGUAGCCGCGCGCGACCAUGUCCAAGUCCCUGAAGAAGAUCGUGGAGGAGAGCAGGGAGAAGAACCAGCCCGAGGUGGACAUGUGCGACCGCGGCAUCUCCAGCAUGCUGGACGUGCCCGGCCUGUUUACGCUGUCUCACAUCACACAGCUGGUUCUGAGUCACAACAAGCUUACAACUGUGCCAGCAAACAUCGCAGACCUGAGAAACAUAGAAGUGCUCAACUUUUUCAACAACCAGAUUGAGGAGCUGCCUACACAGAUAAGCAGCCUUCAGAAGCUCAAACACCUGAACCUUGGCAUGAACAGGUUAAACACCUUGCCAAGGGGAUUUGGCUCUCUACCAGCACUAGAAGUUCUUGACUUGACUUACAACAACUUAAAUGAAAAUUCCCUACCAGGAAACUUCUUCUAUCUGACCACCCUUCGUGCACUCUAUCUAAGUGACAACGAUUUUGAAAUGCUGCCGCCAGAUAUUGGGAAGCUCACAAAGUUGCAGAUACUGAGUCUUAGAGACAAUGACCUGGUAUCACUGCCUAAAGAAAUCGGUGAGCUCACCCAGCUUAAGGAACUGCAUAUCCAGGGAAAUCGUCUCACUGUGCUGCCCCCAGAACUGGGUAAUUUGGAUUUGACUGGUCAAAAGCAAGUCUUCAAAGCAGAGAACAAUCCCUGGGUUACCCCUAUUGCUGAUCAGUUCCAGCUGGGAGUAUCUCAUGUUUUUGAAUACAUUCGUUCAGAAACAUAUAAAUAUCUUUAUGGCAGACACAUGCAGGCGAACCCUGAACCUCCAAAGAAGAACAAUGACAAGUCAAAGAAGAUCAGCCGUAAACCUCUGGCAGCCAAGAACAAAUAAGUGCCUGGCUUCUGCCUCUGUUUUACAUCUGUUGCAUUGGUUUUGCUUGUGCCUACAAUAUUUCUACAUAUCUCUUAUUACGUUUAAGAAAGCAGGGAUUACAAUUAAAGGCAGUUUACUGUGUAUAAUGCUUUAGAAGAUACUGCUAGAGGGAAACAAAAUUACAAAAUUACAUAUGCUCCUAACUAUGGUCACGUUUAUGUAGCCAUUUAAUAUAUCACUGUCAAACAUAUUUUAGCUUUUCUAUUUAUAUGUAUAUUAACAUCCUCUCUUCACAUGUGUCACAUCCUGUUAAUAUAGGGGAUUUUGCACUUAUAUUAUACGAUAUUAAAUUUCAUAGCAUAUUCCAAGUGAUUUUAAUAAAACUCUUCAUUUGUAUUGCUGUUUAGUUUCUUCAGUAGGACUUCUGAAUAGGAAAUUCCUUGAGGAAUGUAUGUGUGUCCAGUUUCCUGUAAUAUGGUGUAUUCU
Molecule: messenger RNA, 1431 nt
Organism: Camarhynchus parvulus
Lineage: Eukaryota; Metazoa; Chordata; Aves; Passeriformes; Thraupidae
Gene: RSU1
Product: Ras suppressor protein 1
Exons: 9
Coding region: 130-963 (277 amino acids)
Molecular function (GO): protein binding
Source: RefSeq, a predicted model, not a curated record